Pseudovirgaria hyperparasitica is the source of this 740-nucleotide messenger RNA. RefSeq lists its product as uncharacterized. The record is from RefSeq and is a predicted model, not a curated record. Lineage: Eukaryota; Fungi; Ascomycota; Dothideomycetes; Acrospermales; Acrospermaceae. The transcript is spliced from 2 exons. Bases 11 to 628 code for a protein of 205 amino acids.
GGCUGCUCCAAUGGCUAGUCAUUCAGCCUUCUUUUAUGGCACGCUCAUGGCGCCCGCCGUGCUCCAUCGAGUGAUUCACGGCUCAUCAAAUCCUCAACCAUGGCAGCGAGACCUACUCACUAUACGCCCAGCUAUGUUAUACGGACAUCAUCGACACCGGGUAGCACAUGCUGACUACCCGGCUGUGAUCCCCUCAUCCGAACCCAAAGCUUGCGUCAGGGGAACGCUCGUGACCGGGCUGACUGAAGGGGACCUAUGGCGUCUCGAUAUCUUCGAGGGCGACGAGUAUGAGCGCAGAAACAUCCGAGCGAAGAUAUUGGUCGAAGAAGACGGUGAGAGUGUUGAGACUGACGAGGUCGAAGCACAAACAUACAUCUGGAUCGCCGGGGAGAGUCUCCUGGAUGAGACUGAAUGGGACUUUGACGAGUUCGUCCGAGACAAGAUGUCCAGAUGGGUUGGUGCAGAGGGCGAUGGUGAAUACGCUGGUAGGCCUUCAAUCAUUGAAGUAGACGAGGCCGUCAAAGCGCAAGACACAGAUCCUACUCGUGGACGUGGACUGAACGGGAACAUCACUCGAGCAUUACAGCAACACAGCAAGUCGAAUGGGAUUGUAGGCAGCGCCACUUGAGGUAGCGCCACCACUCAUACGGCGCGAUAGGUUGCAUCACUAGGAUGAAGUGUGCGGUUGAUUGAGAUUUAGAGGGUUUUAGCGAGUGUUAAUACGACUUCUCCGUGUAGUC